AUGGCACUAGCUAGAGAGAGAGCAAUAUAUGGUCCACAAUCCACUUUCAUUCAAGGACUUGAUCCUUCUUCUCUUGCUCAUUCAACCUUCAGAGAUCAUCAUGGUUUUCUUCAUGAUGAAAUAUUCUCCAAUCCAAACACUUUCAUGUUUGAAGCAUCAAAUUUCCCUUUACAAGAAGCUCAUCCCCUCAUCAACUUCAAAGCCAGUGCUGAUCAUCAAUUGAUGACAUAUUCGACUUCGACGGUUCUAAGCUUCGAGCGAAAUCUCGAUUACGGAGAGAAUUCUAUGAGUUGGAUUGAUCAUGCCAUGGAAGAUGAGAGCCCUAUCAAUCAUCUUAGCUCAAAGAGCUUUGAUACAAAUUCUUUCAAGUAUGAACAAGAGAGCAUUGGGAAGGAGAAAGGGUUAAACAAGAGAGCUUUUAUGGACUGUGACAUGGAAGCUUCAAAGAAGCAUGGUGGGAAUGCUAAGAGGCAAGUCAAGGCUAAGUUGAGUUCAUCAAAGGAUACCCAAAGCAUUGCUGCCAAGGUUGAUUUGGUUACUAUGCUAGAGAAAGCAGUAAGCUAUGUGAAGUUCCUCCAAUUACAAGUAAAGGUGUUAGCUACUGAUGAGUUCUGGCCAGCUCAAGGAGGAAAAGCACCUGAGGUUUCUCAAGUGAAGGAAGCCAUUGAUGCAAUCUUAUCUUCUCACAGAGAAAGGAACUUCAGCUCUAAUUAA
Messenger RNA from Dendrobium catenatum, 714 nucleotides. Its product is annotated as putative transcription factor bHLH086. Gene Ontology annotation, molecular function: RNA polymerase II cis-regulatory region sequence-specific DNA binding; DNA-binding transcription factor activity, RNA polymerase II-specific. Gene Ontology annotation, biological process: regulation of transcription by RNA polymerase II. The record is from RefSeq and is a predicted model, not a curated record. The coding region runs from base 1 to 714 and encodes 237 amino acids. Gene Ontology annotation, cellular component: nucleus. The transcript has 4 exons. NCBI's taxonomy places the organism in Eukaryota, Viridiplantae, Streptophyta, Magnoliopsida, Asparagales, Orchidaceae.